ACUUUUACCAAUCUUGACUUGGACAACAAACCAAGUCCAUGUCUAAAACCCUCCUUCCACAACCUUCUAUCACUCUUAACCGACAAUGGGUAGCAACCAACCAGCCAUUUCCUUCUUAACCAACCUAGCACGCGCCGCCUUAGGCCUCGGCGCGUCCGCCACCUUCCUCAACUCCGCCCUCUACACCGUCGACGGCGGCCAACGCGCCGUCCUCUUCGACCGUUUCCGCGGCGUCAUCGACGAUACUAUCGGUGAAGGUACUCACUUCCUCAUCCCAUGGCUCCAAAAACCCUACAUAUUCGACAUCCGUACAAGACCACACACUUUCUCUUCAAUCUCCGGCACUAAAGAUCUUCAAAUGGUUAACCUAACUCUUAGGGUUUUAUCUCGCCCUGAAGUCAACAAAUUGCCCUCCAUUUUCAAAACCCUAGGGUUAGAAUAUGAUGAGAAGGUGCUUCCGUCUAUUGGAAAUGAGGUUUUGAAAGCUGUUGUUGCUCAGUUUAAUGCUGAUCAAUUGUUGACGGAGAGGCCGCAUGUGUCUGCUUUGGUUAGGGAUAGUUUGAUUCGUAGAGCUAAGGAUUUUAAUAUUGUGCUUGAUGAUGUGGCGAUUACGCAUUUGUCGUAUGGGGCGGAGUUUUCAAAGGCGGUAGAGCAGAAGCAAGUGGCGCAGCAGGAGGCGGAGAGGUCGAAAUUUGUUGUGGCGAAGGCGGAGCAGGAGCGGAGAGCCGCGAUUAUUAGGGCGGAAGGGGAGAGUGAGAGUGCGAAGCUGAUUUCGGAUGCGACUGCUGCGGCGGGUAUGGGGUUGAUUGAGCUUAGGAGGAUUGAGGCGUCCAGGGAGAUUUCGUCGACUUUGGCGAGGAGUGGGAAUGUUAUGUAUUUGCCUGGGGGUGAUAGUCAGAUGCUUCUUGGGCUUAAUCCGUCUCGCUGAUUCGGUAACAGAUUUGGUAAUGUUGGUUCUGUUUUGCUUAAUGGUUUAUGAGUUGGAACAAUUCGAGAUAUCGUUUUAUAACUGUUUGAUUAAGUUGUAAUUGAACUGUUUUGUUGGCUUUUGAUUACACUCUUUCAUCAUGCCUUGUCCAAUGUUUGGGUUCUUUUACUUGAUUUAUUUGUAAAAGGAUUUGAGCAUGAGAAAAGGCGGUCACAAUAAGGUGUUGUGUGUGAAAUUGUUGAUAGAUUAUCUCAUUGAA
Molecule: messenger RNA, 1187 nt
Organism: Helianthus annuus (common sunflower)
Lineage: Eukaryota; Viridiplantae; Streptophyta; Magnoliopsida; Asterales; Asteraceae
Product: prohibitin-3, mitochondrial
Exons: 1
Coding region: 86-928 (280 amino acids)
Biological process (GO): mitochondrion organization
Cellular component (GO): mitochondrion; membrane
Source: RefSeq, a predicted model, not a curated record